Messenger RNA from Paramuricea clavata, 4904 nucleotides. The record is from the annotation of a GenBank genome assembly. NCBI's taxonomy places the organism in Eukaryota, Metazoa, Cnidaria, Anthozoa, Malacalcyonacea, Plexauridae.
AUGGAUAUGGCAAAAUCGUUUAAAGCUGCCAUUAAUAGAACCUUUAGCGACAAAGGUGGAGUGUUCUGGGAAAAAGUGAGUGACCAACAGCUGAGAAGCUAUAUCAUGGAAAUGAUGCGAGAGUUUGCUUCGAAUGAAUCAAGGAAACAAGUUACUGGAAGCUUGAUUAUUGGUCGCCAACCGAAUCCCGUUAGAGUGAAUGACUUCGGAGAAACUUUGGAUGAACACGCUACAACUGGUGAAAUCAAAGAUGACGUCGACAACGCCGUGUAUAUAUUGAACGAGAAUGUUCAGGUAAUAAUAUAAUAUUAUCUGGGCCACAGUAGUGUUGUACCCUACAAUCCUAUAUCCAGCGAGGAAAGUAAUUAUUAUUCAGUAAAUAGUAGUGCCGGUGUCACAGGAGAUUCGCCCCCUCCCCAGGAGAUUCGCCCCCUCUCAAAAGGGGGGCGAAAUUCCUAGGAUAUUCGCCCCCCCGGGCGAAUCUCCUAGGAAUAUCGGCAAUGAAAAUUGAUAUCAUGUCUCUCGUCCACAAUUUUCAAAAAUUUGGAGCGGGAUUUUUUCGUUUUUCAUUACUUUUUGGAUUCGAAUUCUGCUUGUCAAUAAUUUCCUUGACCCAGUAAAAACCCCCAUAAAAAUCUGAAGUAUUAAAAACUGGUGUAUAAUUUAUUUUAAUUUAAUACGUCCUACACUACAGUCUACAGUAUAUUUCUUUACAUACCAGGGCUGACAUGAAAAAUAGAGGCAUUCUGGCGAGUAAUAUCUUUAGAAAGAUACAAUUUGAGUUGCGCUUGCGGAACGCAGCAAUAAGACCUUGAUCUGGAGAUCAAUUUGGUGUUUUGUUAAGCCUAUUUUUCAAAAAUAAUGAAUAAUGAAAAAUUUUCGUGCGGCAGAUAAAUCUCAUGCCUAAGAGGGGGGCGAAUUUCCUAAGGGGGGGGGGCGAUAUUCCUACGAAUUUCGCCCCCCGUGGGGCAAAAAUGUAGGGGGGGCGAAAAUCCUGGGACACGGGAAGUGACGUCUUUACAGCUGCAGCCAUGGACAAUAGCAUCACGUAGGUUUUCCGCAUUCUAAAGUGGCAUGUCAUACGAUUCGUCACCUUUCAUAAUAUACCUCACAGGGUACGUCACUUCCGGCGCUAGUAUUUCCUGAAUACUAAUUGCUUCCCUCGCUGGAUGUUGGGUAUAACACUACUGGCCACAUAUACAUGACGAUUUUUCUUGCAAAUAUUUGAUCCAAAAAAGCGUAGUUGAAAACAUUAAUUAAAUAACCGGUAUAUUUUCAGUUCGACUGUUAAUGACUAAGAACAUUUUCUUUUUUCUGUGUUGGUGCUGUGUUGGGGGCUAGUAUUCCAAAGGUCGUAGGUUCGAUUCCCACCAUGACCGGGCAUAUUUUUCAAGCUCGCCCGGUCUGGAUGUACACUCAGAGUAACAUCACAAACAUAACAUUUUCUUUGUUUACAGAUGAAUAAGGAUGGUGUCAUUCCGAAGGAAAAUUGGACACAUAGGUGGAUGGUUCCUUUCCUGAAAGUCAUGCCGUGGGUGGAGAAGAACGCAAGUACGUUUCUGCAUGCUAACCCGGUUCAUAUCGAGAUACCAUUACGGAUAUUCGACUGGGAAUUGUUUAUCGUGAAAGCGAAGUUCUUCUUUAAAACCAAUUUCAUGCCAUUCUUGAUGUUACUGUGCGGUGGUAUUGGUCAAUUCCAUUAUAAAAAAAUCAUCGAGUGCAUAGGUAUGUAUUAAUAUAAUUUUCGGUCAACUGACCUGUACAAUACUUAAUAUUUUAAGCUCUUCAUUGCAUGCUAAUCAGCAAUAUGAUACGUUACUUCUCGUCACCCCCUGCGCGCAUAAAUUAAAAGCCACGCCAAUAUUUAACAAUUAUUCGCAGAAGGCGAGGUGAUUAUCGGGUGAUUACUGAGGCGAAUAAUUGUUUGAAUUACCAAGCCUGAGGCGAAUAAUUGUUUUGGUAUUUUGUGGGUUUUUUUUACUGAAUUUAUUUUAAUUUCGCUUAGUUCUUUGUCAGUAACUUGCACAAAAAGGCUAGCCGCCAUUUUGCAAAUUUCGGUUUUGCUAUAUUCACCUAACACUUUUUGCUAUAACAACAACUUAAUACGGCACUGUUUUGACUACUAUCCGUAGCUUUAGAGUCAUGUCCAGUACCAACAGCCAUCGGUGAAACAGCCUGCGGAAAAUCUACUGCACUGCGUCUUGUGAGAAAGUUAAUGGGCAUGCACAUGGUUUCCCAGUCAUCUGGUGAAUUUAUAGUGUCCAACUUGACCAUUACAACGAUUCCCGUAUGUUGGGAUGACCCAACACAUGCAUCCUGUGUUCGUCAGCCAUUAAUGUCUGUCUUCAAUGGACUUGGUAAUCAAACCCAAAAGCGCGGAGACGAGAAACCAAAAACAUCAUUUCUGCUGGCAGUUAACUUUGCAUUGGAUGAUGACAUGAGGUAAAAACGCAUGCUUAGUAAAUUCCAUUUUCUAUUUGUCGCUGCAGUAGAAUAUGCACGGACUAUGUCGUUCGGAUCCGUGAACUGAACAACAGAAUAAAUAGGCAGAAUAUGUUGGAGGUUUGAUGGCUAAUCAAUAUCAAUAAUUUAUUUCUAGUCAGUUAUGUUCAUCUUUAAAUCUGAUAUAGAUCGUUUGAAAGGACGACUCCUAUUUACUUCCAAAAGCUAGUAACUGAUGGUACUGAAGCUGCUGGAGACUACCUUGAAGCUAAAAGAGACAUCUUCCUCUUCACGUCCACUCAUUGCCUGCCUCAUAUAAUACGGAUGAGUCAAUGUGUUAAUUCUGCCAACCUCGCCAAGCAUAUGGACUAUUUCAGGGAUCACCUGGUUGGAAUGUCUCCACGACUGCCUGAAAUCUAUUCAAUUUAUCGCCUGUUUGCGCACGAGGUAACUGAUACAUCCCACCUAUAUAAGCAAUGAAGUGAUCACAAAAUGUUUGCCUUCUUGAACUGUUAAAACAUAGUAUGUAUUCAAUAUAUUUUGAAAUUAUAUAGUCUCGGACUAUAAAUCACGCUUAUACUUAUAGCCUCGUUCAAUAGUUGACAAAGAUUAUCCUGAUGAGAUCUGAUGACGGUUAGUGAAAUUUUGACUUAUUUUAAAGUAAUUUAAUGUACAACGUUCUUUAUACUUUCAGAUAAUCAGUUUAGUAGAUAACGAAGCAGUGCUCAACACACAAGCUUUUGACGAUUUUCUCGAAGCACAUUUUCUGCCCCAUGUCAAGUCAUUAUAUGCAACAACAGUCAAAGUGCACACCAACCUUGAAGAUAUCAUGAAGCUAUUGGUUCAAGCCAUUGAAUUGAACGAAAGAAAUGAAGCCGAUGUAAGUUGUAUUAAAAUUCGAAAUACAUACCUCGAUCACCAGUAUAUAGAAGGUUGAAUAAAGGUUGUUCGCGUGGUUUGAAGCCGGGUGGUCAAUAUAUAUGUAGUUUUUGCCUCGUAUAACAACUGUGUACGUAGGCCUGUUGUAACGUUAAUUAAUUACUUAGUUUUUUUUUUUAGCUUAGGACAUGGAUGAGGCCAACAGUUGUCGCAAAGGACAAGACCGUAUUUAUUGCCUUUGUUCUCCCAAAGGCCUUAAAAGAAGUCAAAGAUGCUGGCCUCACGCCUCCAACUGAAAGGAAUGCGAGAGAUCUCAUCAAUAGCGUUGGUGGAAGUUCAGAUUUUAAGUCGACCUUCCGAAAACAACCGACAAAAAUCAGCGCUGUUCGAAUUCCGCGAUCAGCAUUGAGCAAAAGUGUUUUGCAACAGAUUGAUGGAUGUAUGUACUUCAUUCUAUUAAUUGUUUCUUGUAUUGUAUCUAUGUUACUUUCAAUGCACCAAUCAAAUACAACCUGGAUGACUUCAGUCUUCACCAGCAUUUCAUACCUUAGAAAAGGCGAGCCUUUUUCAUACAUAGCUAGGGUGAAUUUCUUCUACUACUAAAGGUGGUCUAAGCAAAAAAGGUGACAAUUGAAGAUUCAUUUCCUUCCUUGCCUUUUCUUCAGGCCACUUUCUUCCCCAAAGCCUCAACCUCCAUUGGGGGAGCGCAAAUGAUAAUUAUAAACGUAGGUUUUUUAUUUAGUCUUCAACAUCCCGCAAGAAGACAACGUCGACGAAUGUGACGAGAAUGAGCAGCCUUGUGCUAACUGUGCAGCUCUGGAGUUGGAACUCAAGAUGUGUAGAACAAAAAGUGAGCAAGAGUUGCAGGCUACUAAAGAUCGCUUUCAACAACAAAUGGAACGUUUGGAUAAAGAAUUCAAGGAAGAGAGAGAGAUCAACACAAAAAUGAAAGACGAUUUCCAAAGCAAAAUAUUGCAGCUUAAUAAUAAAUUGGUAGAUGCCAAAGCUGAAAUGGAAAAAUCUGGAAGUAAAUCGAAGCCGCGUCAACCUCACGUUCACCACCCAUCCACGAGUGGAUCAAGCAUUGUUGCCGAGUCCAUUAACAAUGCUGUGGGUUGGUAUUCCUUUUACGUAGUUCUCACAAAACAUUUCUUUCCAGUUGAUUGACAGAAAAUAACAUAUUUUUACCAAUGUAAUUUAGAUUCUCAAAGAGCAUCACCAGUAACCUCAGAUGCGGAUUGCCUUGAUGAUUCUGGUAAGAUUGGUGUCUUUAUAGAGUAUAUAAGGCCUGUUCAAACAUCGCUCUUCUCAUGUGCCGAACGCAUUAGGAAAACAAUAGAUAAUCAUGCGACGUUUCAGCUGAUGCGUUCAGCACAUGAGAAACGCGACGUUUAAAACAGGCCUAAUUCUGUUCACAAUAAUAUAGUACGACUUUAAAUUGAUAUAUUGCAAUAUGUUUGUAUUCCUUAACAGGUUUUCUAGAUAGCAGUGAUGAAACACAAAAAGGUAUGUAUGCACCAUACCACACGCUCCUCAUUGACAUCUCUCCAUAUAGCCCAAUGGCGCUCUACAAUUUAAAGUGA